This is a messenger RNA of Megalops cyprinoides (Indo-Pacific tarpon), 6787 nucleotides long. It is a transcript of the gene myo7ba, whose product is annotated as unconventional myosin-VIIa. Gene Ontology annotation, cellular component: cytoskeleton; myosin complex. Bases 1 to 6714 code for a protein of 2237 amino acids. Gene Ontology annotation, molecular function: cytoskeletal motor activity; protein binding; ATP binding. The record is from RefSeq and is a predicted model, not a curated record. The transcript has 47 exons. NCBI's taxonomy places the organism in Eukaryota, Metazoa, Chordata, Actinopteri, Elopiformes, Megalopidae.
AUGGUGGUGUUGAGACAGGGAGAUUAUGUGUGGGUGGAUUCUGGUCUUGGGGUGCCCAUUGGAGCAGAGGUCAAGCUCACGGACACUGGAAAACUCCAGCUAAUUGAUGAUGAAGGAAAGGAGCAGCUGAUCACCAAAAAGAAUGAGGGCACCAUCCGGCCCAUGCACCCCACCUCUGUGAAUGGGGUGGACGACAUGAUCCGGCUAGGGGACUUGAACGAGGCAGGACUGCUCCGUAAUCUCUUUGUUCGACAUAAAGAAGGCAUCAUCUACACCUACACAGGCUCCAUACUGGUGGCUGUCAACCCCUACCAGCUGUUGCCCAUCUACACAAAUGAGCAAGUACAACUCUACACCAACCGCCGGCUGGGUGAACUGCCCCCACACGUCUUUGCCAUCGCCGACAGCUGCUUCUUCAACAUGCGCCGCAACCGCAAGGACCAGUGCUGUGUAAUCAGUGGUGAGUCUGGAGCAGGGAAAACAGAGAGCACCAAGCUGAUGCUACAGUUCUUGGCCUCAGUCAGUGGUCAGCACUCCUGGAUUGAGCAGCAGAUCCUGGAAGCCAACCCCAUCCUGGAAGCCUUUGGCAAUGCGAAGACUGUCCGCAACGAUAACUCAAGUCGCUUCGGGAAGUACAUCGACAUCAACUUCAACAAGGGAGGAGCGAUUGAGGGGGCUCGAAUAGAGCAGUAUCUGUUGGAGAAGUCUCGUGUCUGUCGCCAGGCCCCAGAGGAGAGGAACUACCACAUCUUUUAUUGUAUGUUGAUGGGAAUGUCAGCAGAGCAGAAGAAGAUUCUUUCUUUGGGAAACGCCUCAGAAUACAACUACCUGACCAUGGGCAACUGCACGAGUUGUGAAGGGCGGGAUGACGUUACGGAAUAUGCCCACUUCCGUUCAGCUAUGAAGAUCCUGACAUUCACAGAGAGUGAUUCCUGGGAGAUCUCUAAACUACUGGCUGCUCUCCUUCACCUAGGCAAUGUGGACUUUGAAGCCACCAUCAUGAAUAACUUGGAGAGCUGUGACAUCCUGAUAUCAUCUCAUUUCAACAUGGCUGCAAAGUUACUGGAGGUGAACGCAAAGGCCCUGGAUGAUAGCUUGACGAAGCGCUCAUUCAUGACCAACCGAGAGAGUGUCUCAAAACCACUCAGUUCUGCACAGGCUAUGGAUGGCAGAGAUGCUUUCGUCAAGGCCAUCUAUGGUAAGAUGUUUGUGUGGAUUGUGGAGAAGAUCAACAAGGCCAUUUAUAAGCCCCCUCUAGAGGAUUCCACACAUAUUCGCCAAUCCAUUGGCUUACUGGACAUCUUUGGCUUUGAGAACUUUGCGCACAACAGCUUUGAGCAACUGUGCAUCAACUUCGCCAACGAGCAGCUGCAGCAAUUCUUCGUGAAGCACGUAUUCAAGCUGGAACAGGAAGAGUAUGCCCGAGAGAACAUCGUCUGGGAGCGCGUCAGCUUCAAUGACAACCAGUGUACACUGGAUGUGCUGGCCAGCAAGUCCCUCAAUGUCCUGGCUCUUAUCGAUGAGGAGAGCCACUUUCCCAAGGGUACGGACACCACCAUGUUGAACAAGAUAAAUCAGGUGCAUGGAAAGAGCAACAUUUACAUACCACCCAAAAACAACCAUGACACAAACUUUGGGAUUCAGCAUUUUGCAGGGGUGGUCUACUACGAUGCCAAAGGCUUCUUGGAGAAAAACAGGGAUGCUGUGAGCUUAGAUAUCAUUCAGCUGGUGGAAACAUCGACCAACAAGCUCCUCAAACAGAUCUUCCAAAAUGAUCUUGCCUCAAAUGUGACGAAGCCCUCUGCCAACCCAAAGAUGAUGAUCACCCCCAAAAACUCUCUUCGGCAAGCACCAGAUACCAAGAAGCGCAUGCCCACCUUGAGCAACCAGUUUCGGCAGUCUCUGGACACCCUGAUGAAGACCCUCACCAUCUGCCAGCCCUACUUCAUACGCUGCAUCAAACCCAACGAUUUUAAGAAGCCCAUGCUUUUUGACAGGGAGUUAUGUAUGCGCCAGCUGCGUUAUUCUGGGAUGAUGGAGACCAUUCGAAUCCGUAAAUCAGGGUAUCCCAUUCGCUACUCCUUCAAGGAAUUCCUGGAGCGGUACCGUGCCCUGCUGCAGACCUCUAUCUGUGAUCCCAAAAAUGACCCAGCAGAAAAAUGCUGUGACUUCAUUUGUCAGUCUGUCAUCAGUGGAGAGGGUGACUGGAAAAUUGGCAAGACAAAGAUCUUUCUCAAGGACUUUCAUGACACUAUGCUGGAGCUGGAACGAGACAGAUCAAUCCACGAGAAAGCUGUUCUCAUUCAGAGGGUGCUGCGAGGCUACAAACACAGGAGGAGCUUUCUAAAACAGAAGAUGGCAGCACUGGUUCUACAGAAAUACUGGCGAGGAUACAAAUGCAGGAAACAAUACAGAACUGUCCAGCUGGGCUUUGCCCGCCUGCAAGCCAAAGUGCGUGCACGACAGCUCCAGCAUCACUAUGAGCAGAAGCGUGCAGCUGCCAUUGUACUGCAGACCCAGGUCCGUGGGUACCUGAUGAGGAAGGACUGGAGGCGCAAGAAGGAGGCUGUGAGGCUGUUGCAGGCCCACACCAGGGGAAUGCUGGCCAGGAAUGCUGUCAGGAAGAUGAAGAAAGACGCCUUCCUCUCUGCUCAGGAGCGUAGGGCUGAGGAGCUGGCCACCCGUGAGAGGCAGAGGCGCCUGGAGGAGGUACUCCGGAAGAAGCAGGAAGCUCUCGCCCUCUCAGAUUCCAUCACUGACCAGGAGAUGGUGGACAACAUCUUUGGCUUCUUGCCCAGCAUGGUCGGAGGGCAGGAGGGACAAGCGCCAAUGGGCUUCGAGGACUUAGAGGGCAAGCGGACAGUGUUGGAGGAGGUGGACCUCGAUGAUGCCCCCAUGAUGGAGGACCUCCCAGAGGACUACGAUGACCUUGACGACUACUCCUUCGCAAAGUUUGCCUCCAUGUACUUCCAGGGUUCAGCCACACACACCCACAUCCGCCAGCGUCUGCGCCAGCCACUCCUCUACCAUGAUGAUGAAGGAGACAUUGUGGCAUCUCUCACUGUAUGGUGGAUCAUCCUGAGGUUUAUGGGAGACAUCGCAGAACCAAAGCAACCAGUUCAGGAAAGCGCCCCCUCUGUGGUUGACCAGUCCGUUCAGCAGAACUUAGGCCCUCUCCAGGCUAGACGCCUCAGCCACGUGGUCGGCCUUGAUCAGAAAUUGCUGAGGAAUAGAAAAAACAGAAAAGCCUCCACGGUUCCAGAGGAAGUGGUGCAAAACAGAAAGCUGUCCUCAAUCUCAGAGUUGGUGACAAAGAAGAGAAAGCCUUCUACGAUCCCAGAAGAGGUUGUGCUAAACAGGAAAGGUUCUGCAGUUCCAGCAGAAGUGGGGCGGAACAGGAAGCUUUCCUCAAUCUCAGAGCUAGUGCCAUGGAAAAGAAAACCUUCCACAAUCCCAGAAGAGAUAUCAGCAAAUGGGAAACCUUCCACUAUUCCCGAAACAGUGACACAGAAAAGGAAACCCUCCACAAUCCCAGAGGAGGUGAGAGACGAACCGGAUUCUCCACAGCCCAAAAUGCAGGCUGUGAAGGAGGAAAGUGCUCUACUGAAUGAGGGAGGUUCCUCCUUGGAUCGGCCACUGACCUCCAUGGAAAAACUUCACAUCAUUGUGGGAUACGCCAUAGUCAGACGUGAUCUUCGGGAUGAGAUAUACUGUCAGAUCUGCAAGCAGCUUGUGGAGAAUAAGAACCGUGGCAGUUACAUUCGUGGCUGGAUCCUUCUGUCCCUCUGUCUUGGCAUCUUUCCUCCAAGCGAGCGUUUCAUCAAAUAUCUGCAAAACUUCAUCCGCACAGGGCCUGUCGGCUAUGCCCCCUACUGCGCAGAGAGGCUGCGCCGCACUGUGGCCAACGGAGUGCGUGGGGAGCCUCCAAGCUGGCUAGAGCUGCAGGCCACUAAGACAAAGAAGCCAAUGGUGGUGUCGGUGACCCUGAUGGACGGCCGCACCAUUAGCAUCCCUGUGGAUUCGGCCUCCACCUCGGGGGAAGUCUGCAAUGUCCUUGCCCAGAAGAUCAAGCUCAAAGACACCUUUGGCUUCUCACUCUACGUCGCAUUGUAUGAUAAGGUGUGGGCACUGGGCAGUGGCAGGGAACAUUUGAUGGAUCCCAUCUCGCAGUGCGAGCAGGAGGUGAAGAGGAAGGGUGGGCAGGAGCAGCAUGCGCCAUGGCGGCUUUACUUCCGCAAGGAGAUCUUCACGCCCUGGCACAAUUGCGCGCAGGACCCGGUCAGCACUGACCUCAUCUAUAGGCAGAUCAUCCGUGGGCUCAAAUUUGGGGAAUACCAGUGUGAAAAGGAGGAUGACAUUGUCGAUCUGGCAGCUAAACACUUCUAUGUCCAGUAUGGGUCAGAUAGUGGAGGUGAAAAUGCAAAGAACGUGGUUCAAGACUGCAUCAAAACCUCUCUGCUGGAGGCAAAAUCUGAGGCCAAGUGGGUGCAGAUGGUUAGCACAGCGCAUCUGGAGAGUCCGUACAUAAAUUCAAGGAAGAAAUCUGCUGUUGUCAAGGCAGAAGUGGUUGAUUUUGCUCGCAAAACAUGGCCAAUGUUUUUCUCCAGGUUUUUUGAAGUUGUCAAGUUAUCAGGUCCUUCGUUACCCAAAAACAAGUUUAUUGUGGCCGUUAACUGGACUGGAGUCACUUUCCUGGAUGAGAAGGAGAGGAAGUUCUUGGAGCUCUCAUACCCAGAGGUGACUGGAGUCAACACAACAAGGGAUGGGAAGGCCAUUGGGCAGUCUGUCACUCUCUCUACAUUGAAAGGAGACUUCACCCUCAAUGCUGCCAUGGCAGGGGACAUAGCUGAGCUUAUGCACAUGUUUCUAGGUGGACUGAGAGAGCGCUCCCAAUAUGCCGUGGCCUUGCAGGAGGCCAACAGACAAGAUGAUCCCACAUUUCUCAGCUUCAAGAAAGGCGAGCUCAUUCUCAUCAUUAAAGAUGAUGAAUUUUCCCCUGAGCGAGGCUGGAUGAAAGGCAAAAACGACCGGACGGGUCACACUGGAGCGGUCUCCACCGAUGCCAUCCUUGUUCUGCCGACCCUCACCAAGCCCACCAAUGAAGUGCUGAGCCUGCUGAACCUCUCUCCGGAUCAGAGGAAGACCAUCAUACAGACCAGCCAGAGGGAGGUGGGCACAAUGGAGAGGAUGGCACCCUACUCUCUCAAAGAGUUCUCUUUCGAGUACUUCAGGCAGCCCAACAAGGACGUGAACCGGCAGGUGAUCUCCAAGGGUGCUACCCCGGAGAGGCUAUGGGUCAGCUCACGGGAGCCUCUCAAGCAGCCACUGCUCAAGAGACUGGUGGGAAAUACAGAGCUCAGCCACCAGGCCUGCCUGUCUUUCACUGCCAUUCUGAAGUACAUGGGAGACUAUCCCACCAAGCAAGUGCAAAGUCCCCUGGAGCUCACUGACCAGAUCUUUGGCCCUGCCACACAGAAUGAGGCCCUUCGAGAUGAGAUUUACUGCCAGAUCAUGAAGCAGAUGACAAACAAUAACAAAAGGUUCAGCAUGGAGCAGGGCUGGCAGCUGUUGUGGCUGUGCUGUGGCCUCUUCCCUCCCAGCCAGUCACUCCUGAAGCAUGCCAGGCGCUUCCUAGAGACCCGGCGCAAGGAGCCCCUGGCUGCAGACUGCCUGCAGAGGCUGCAGGGGGCCCUCAGGAUGGAGCCCAGGAAGCUGCCUCCUCACCAGGUGGAGCUCAAUGCCAUCCAGCAGAACAGCACCCAGAUCUUCCACAAAGUGCACUUCCCCAAUGACGUAGAAGAGAUCUUUGAGGUGGGAACGAGCACCAGAAUUCGAGACCUCAUUCGGAGCAUUGCUACUAAACUGAUGCUGUUGUCCCCUAAUGGUUUCAGCAUCUUUGUGAAAACUCCUGAUAAGGUUCUCAGUUUGAAUGAAACUGACUACUUCUUUGACAGCCUCAGAGAAAUCACUGACUGGUCAAAGCAAUCAAAGAGAGUCAAAGAUGGAGGGCCAGUGAAUAUGUCAUAUCUAGUGUUCUUCAUGAGGAAGCUCUGGUUCAACGUGUGCCCUGGAAGAGAUCUGACAGCAGACCUCAUUUUCCACUACCCACAGGAGCUGCCCAAGUACUUGCGUGGAUACCACAAGUGUACCAAGGAGGACAUGGUGAACAUAGCAGGACUCCUUUUCAGAGUGAAAGUGGAUGAUGACAAGUCACAGUUUGUCAUGAUCCCGAAGAUACUGAAAGAGCUGGUGCCCAAUGACCAGCUGAAGGCUAUGUCCUCUGAAGAGUGGAAGAAGAACAUCAUCGUCUCGUACAACAAGCAAGCAGGGAAGACUGUGGAGGAGGCCAUGGUGGCAUUCUUGAAGAUCAUCUUCAAAUGGCCCACUUUCGGCUGUGCUUUCUUCGAAGUGAAGCAAACAUCUGAGCCUAAUUUCCCAGAUAUAGUGCGAAUUGCUAUCAGCAAACAAGGAGUCACAAUCAUCCACCCCAAAACAAAAGAUGUCUUGGCCACGCAUCCAUAUAACCGCAUAGCGAACUGGUGUAGUGGAAGUACCUACUUUCACAUGACCAUUGGCAACCUUGUCAAGGGAAACAAGAUUCUGUGUGAGACCUCCCUGGGCUACAAAAUGGAUGACCUUUUGACAUCCUACGUCAACAUGUAUCUCAACGAAAGUAAAGUUGUGCGGACCAGGAACCCACGCUCAACUACCUAAGACAUGCUGGGGAAUGGAGGCAAAAAUGUAUAAUAGAAAGUUGCAUUGAUGUGAUGUUAUUUGUGACACGCGC